AUGAGUUUACAAACUCAUGACACCUUUGGGCUACCCGACUUAAUAAAAAAUUCCCGCCUGAUGAUGAGGCUAUUCCCUGUCAUUGAUGGUGAAUUGUUCGAGAAAAUCUUGCUCUCGGCUUAUCGACAGCCAUCGAAUAACUUCCAAUUUGGACAAGCUAGCAUUCGAGCUUGUAUCAUCGCGUUCCUUGCCUUUGCCGCUCGCUUGCCGCUCGUACAAGCCCACGUGAAGACCUCAAUAACCACUCCCCUCGACCAUGAUAACAUGGCUAUUAGGGCCCGAAUUUACUCUCUCAGGUACUGCAGGAACCGGCAUCCUUGGAGAGUACAGGCAGUAACUAUGCUACUGUGUGAACUAUCAUCUGGAAAUAUGAGAGCAACGAACUACUUUGCUGCGGUUGCGGCGCGAUUAGUCUUUAUGCUUGGGGCAAAUGUGGUGGAUGUCCGAAUGAACUCAAGUCUGUGCGGCAAAAAAAGACAUCCAUUACUGCGAAAUAUUUUCUGGAUUUGCUACACUUUCUAUUCCAGCCAUUGCUACAUUGCUACAAUGGAGACGCGUGAGAUAUUGGCCCGUACGGGGCACCUGCAGUCUGAACAUGGUGAUGUAGAACAUAUCAUUGACAAGGAUGUGGCGCUUCGCAUCCGACAGCCACCUACCAUUGCCGAUGAGAAUUUCGACUUGACUCUUCCACCGGGCUGUAUAGAUCAAGCUCGCCAAGAUGUCGAAAGGGAAGAUGUACACUUCGACCAGCCCGCAUCCGAUCCUAACAUCAGUAUGCAUUCGGUCAUGUUACGACUCAAUUACUACCCAUGUAUAAGCAUCAUUCACCGGGCGAGCAGUCGAUGUAAGGCAUGGCAGGAAGGAACCGGCAUGACGUACGAGGUCAGCUCCAGUCUAGCGCUAUCAGUGGAAGCUAGUCGCUCGGCCCUUUGCUAUUUGCAAGCUGCAGAGCACGUCCCGGAUGAUGGAACCUUCUGGUAUAUGUCCAUUCCCCUAAUCUCAAGUGGCGUCCUUGAUCUUGACCAUUAUCUGUCUAGGACUUUGAUCUUCUACCCCGUCUCUGCUCUUCUGUCCAUUUUCUGCAGCAUCCUUCAAAAUCUACUAGAUCCCCACUCACUCACAAAAUGGCUUCACGCAUGA
Molecule: messenger RNA, 1140 nt
Organism: Penicillium cosmopolitanum
Lineage: Eukaryota; Fungi; Ascomycota; Eurotiomycetes; Eurotiales; Aspergillaceae
Product: fungal specific transcription factor domain-containing protein
Exons: 5
Coding region: 1-1140 (379 amino acids)
Source: RefSeq, a predicted model, not a curated record